UUUACGUGCUGUUGGAAUAUGGCUUCAGAAGCAGAGUACUCUGCAUUUGAGGAAAAGGUCAGACGAACUGUUUACCUUGAUAAACUCUCUCCACAGGUUACUGAACCGGUUGUCAGAAAAGCUAUCUCUCAGUUUGGAACAGUUAAAAAUGUUCAAUUCAUUCCAAAUUACUUGGAAACAAAGAACAUCCCCGUUUCUGCAUUGGUGGAGAUGGAGAACCCGAGGCAGGCUAAUGCCAUUGUCUCAGAAAUAUCUCACAGGCCUUUUAUGGUUGGUGGAAUUCCAAGGCCUGUGAGGGCACGUGAAGCGAAACCGGAGAUGUUUGGGGAUCGUCCUGCAAAGCCCGGUAGAAAGAUAGAGUUCCGUUGGGUGGAGACAAAGGAUCCUGACUUUGAAGUGGCAAAUAAAUUGAAGCAGCUUGCUAAGGAUCAUGCUCUUGAAGUUGACAUUGCGCUCAAUCAACAGUUGGAGGAUGAAGAGAAGCUUGCAGAGAGGCAGCAAGGAGCCCUCAAGGCGAAUCAUGAGAAGUAUGAAAUGAUAAAUAGUGUGAUAACAGAUGGAACUGCUAGGCGGUUGGCACAGCAUUAUCACAUUCCAGUUGCAGAUGAAUGGUAGACUCUUUAUUUAGGUUCUUCCUCCUGUCUAGUCAAAACUGACCUUAUAUAGGUGUAUGAAGUUGAUAGUAAUUCCCACGUCUUUUGAUCCAAUAUUGCAGUUUCUGAAAUUU
Messenger RNA from Rosa chinensis, 727 nucleotides. RefSeq lists its product as uncharacterized. Bases 19 to 615 code for a protein of 198 amino acids. NCBI's taxonomy places the organism in Eukaryota, Viridiplantae, Streptophyta, Magnoliopsida, Rosales, Rosaceae. The transcript has a single exon. The record is from RefSeq and is a predicted model, not a curated record. Gene Ontology annotation, molecular function: RNA binding.